AUGAACUCCGUCGAACUCGAGACAAUCACUCCCGCCUAUCCGUCAGUGUUAUCGAAACGUCACGAUGUUGACACUACCAAUGCGUUUGCUCCACCACCGUCUUCCUUUGAGAAUGGCUCUGAUGAAGCUUCCGUCCCAGUCCAACAAGGGGUGCCGCCAAUGACUUUACACGACCCUCCGCGGAACAUGUGGCGUACCGUCGCCUGUAUCCUUUGGGGAUUCUCCUUAGGGUUCAGCGAUGCCGCUCCAGGGGCGCUUUUGCCCCAUAUUGAGACCUACUAUAAUAUUAACUAUGCUGUGGUUUCCAUGAUCUGGGUUGCCAAUGCCGUGGGGUUUAUCGUGGUGGCGUUGCUUGCUCAUACUAUAGAGCCGUUGCUUGGUCGCCAAAAGCUGUUGCUUCUUAGUUGUGUGCUUAAUAUAGUGAUGUACGCUUUAGUGUCGCUGGGGACGGCCUUCCCGGUGAUUGCUGUGGGGUUCUUCUUUGGUGGACUUGGUGCUGGCCUUGGCGUUGCUCAGACUAAUGUGUUUCUUCUGAGAAUGGAAUUAAAAGCCCGUUUGCUUUCAUUUAUUCAUGGUGCUUACGGUUUAGGGGCGACCAUUUCCCCGAUUAUCGCGACUCUGGUGGUUAACGCCAAUGUCGCUUGGCACUAUUUUUACUUGAUCCUUCUUGGCCUUUAUGCGGUGAACGGUAUCAACUUAUACCUCUCAUUCCAAGGGUCGGAUGUUGACCUUAAACCAUGGGAUGAAGACCCGACACUGGCAAACCGUAUUGAAACGACUACACAUGAAACCAGUCUGGUAUCUUUACUUAAGACCGCUUUAAAGAACCCCAUCACGUGGUUGUUGUCGUUUUUCAUCUUCUUUUACCAAGGUUCUGAAGUGGCCAUGGCAGGGUGGAUCGUCACGUUCCUCCUCGAUUACCGUCACGGUGACCCGUCUACAAUGGGGUACGUCGCUCUGGGGUUCUGGGGAGGGUUGACUAUUGGCCGAUUAGCCCUUACUAACUUACUUCCGAAGCUAUUUGGUAUUCGUCGUGGUGUCCUCUUAGUGCUGCUUUUAUCGAUUUUAUUUGUGGUGCUAUGUUGGGUUAUCCCCAGUGUGGUGGCAGUGGCAGUGCUUGUGUGCUUAGCAGGGGUGUUUGUCGGCCCAAAUUAUCCACUUAUGGUGGCAUUUACUACCACGGAAGGGCUUGUCCCCCGUAAGACUCAGGUGAUUACCAUCACCAUCAUGACGGCAUUCGGCAGUUCCGGAGGCGCGUUGUUCCCGUUUAUCGUUGGUUUGAUCUCGCAACUGGCGGGCACAUAUGUGAUUAUGCCGGUUUUCAUAUCGUUGUACGGGGCGAUGGUGAUGCUUUGGCUCAUGCUUCCAAAUGUCGAACGCACUGCCAAACACGGCACCCCUCAAUCUCUCUGGCAGCGGUUGUGGUAG
Diutina rugosa is the source of this 1428-nucleotide messenger RNA. RefSeq lists its product as uncharacterized. Gene Ontology annotation, biological process: transmembrane transport. The record is from RefSeq and is a predicted model, not a curated record. The transcript has a single exon. Gene Ontology annotation, molecular function: transmembrane transporter activity. The coding region runs from base 1 to 1428 and encodes 475 amino acids. NCBI's taxonomy places the organism in Eukaryota, Fungi, Ascomycota, Pichiomycetes, Serinales, Debaryomycetaceae. Gene Ontology annotation, cellular component: membrane.